Molecule: messenger RNA, 6294 nt
Organism: Meriones unguiculatus (Mongolian gerbil)
Lineage: Eukaryota; Metazoa; Chordata; Mammalia; Rodentia; Muridae
Gene: Tmem132e
Product: transmembrane protein 132E
Exons: 9
Coding region: 2058-5279 (1073 amino acids)
Source: RefSeq, a predicted model, not a curated record
CCCCCUAUCCGCGCCUCGGGUAGAACCGCUGAAAACAUCUCCCGGCACCCGGCGGGGAGCUGGCAUCAUCCUUUGAAAAGGGACAUCGGCGGCGUCUGCGGUGGCGUCUACCCAAGAGAGCCCGCAGUCGCAGCAGCCAGCCGGCCCCACUCCGAUCCCAGCACCAACCUGAAUCGCUGAGGAAAAAAAAAAAACUAUAAAGCCGAGGAGGAACGGAACGGCGAGGCCAGCCCUGGGCCGACUCUCAUUAAGGAGCCGCGCGCGCCCCCAGGCUGGGAAUGCGGAAUGGACACGUGGACAGACAGGGGAGCCGGGGGAGGGUGGGGGGGAGUCUCCGUGGCGCGCGAGCCGUGGGCCGCGCGCUCCGGGGCCACGUGAUCACGGGGAAAUCUAGGAGGGGAGGGUGAGAGGAGAAGGGAGCGAGCGCGCCAAGCUGGGCGCCCGCCCGCUCUGGUCCUGGUGGGCGCUGGAUGCCGGACCCGGGAGGAGGGCGACGAGCGUGUCUGUGUGUGUCUCGCUCUCUCGAACCGUUUACGGAGGAGCGCCGUGGAGGCGGCGGCGACUGCUUCGGGCAACUGUGGCUCCCCCGCCUCUUCCCCCCACCUUCCCCCCGCUCCUUGAUUCUUCUUCUCCCCCACCCAACCCCACGUCCAAGGAGAGCUAGCCCCCUUUGCCGGCAUCCCUCUCCUCUCCCCUCGGCCUCCCCGGCGCCAGCUGCUGCCUCCCCGGCCAGGGCUGCGCAGGUGCGGGUGCCCCUGGCCCCCUGGCCGCGCUCCCGCUUCUCGCCACCCGCAGUCGGGACCGGAGCGGCGAUCCGCUCGCCCAAACUGAUUCCGAAGAGCGACAGCCCUGCGCCCUGCCGCACCGAGGCAGCUGGAGAGCGGCUGUCCGGGGGCACGGCGGGGGCGAUGGGGAGGACGAGGCACACGAGACUCUGAACCCCGGAAAAGUUCAAGGUUUGUGCAGAUCCCCCGCACCCCCCAGAGAAGGCGAGGAGCGGUACGAGGAGGGGCAGGGCACCCCUCUGCUGAGACAGCGACACCUCACCGGAGAGGAGAGAGAGGGGUGGCCCGGGGCCGCCGUGGGGCUGAGCUCCCCCUCUCCCAUCCUACAACGCUCGCCGGCUGGAGCCUGGAGGAGACGCUCCGGGAAGAAACGGCUCGAGCUGGGGCGCCUUAGCUGGCUUUCCCGCUCCCUCGCUUCUUCAAGCCCCAUCUCCACGGGGCAGCGGGUGCCUCGGGCUCCACCCUUCCUCCAGCCAUCCAGCCCCAGCCCGGCCGGGCGGGCGGCGCGGAGUCGGCCUGCGCUAGCGCAGACCUGGGUCGAGACGGGAGAGAGCGCGCUGGAGUCCGAGACCGAGCACCGCGAGGGGACAGACGUCUAGGCACCCACCUCGGGCGUUCCUCCUGGGCGUCGCCUAAGGGUGCUGGCGACCCGCGUCGCCUGCCUCAUCCCUGCAAGGAAACUUUUUUCUUCCCCGGAUGGAUUAAACUUGCCUGGAUUUUUUUUCUCUCUCGCUUUGGGAAAGAGCAAACCAUCCGUCUGCUCCCAACCUGGGAUAAUUCCGGGCUGCUGCAGAGCGCCCGGAGGAGGAAGAAAGCCGCCCUGUGCAUGUGGGAUUACCGCCGGAGCCGGGCUCGCGUUGGGGACCUGCGCCUUCGAGCGACUACGGCUCGGAGCGACGCGGCGAAGCCGGGGGGCCUCGGCACGCGGCUCUCGGCAGCCCCCGGGACGCUGGUGGCCGCCGGGCCCCGGGACCGCACGUGCGGCUCCCCCCUCUCUUCGCGGUUCCUGCAGGGGGCACCAGCCUGGGGAGGUGGAGACUCCUCCCUCGCGGAGCUGCGCCCCCCGCCGGCUCCGAGGGUGUAGCCCGGCGGUGCCCGGGACGCCCCCUCCCCUCAAAGUGUCCCCGAAUUGCUGCUGGCCCCCGAAGCCUCAGCGGACACAGCUGGGCGCCACAGUGAGUUGGAGGCGACCGAGCCUAGCCUGAGACCAAUCCGCCUUGGACCUCUGCCCCCCUCCUCCUCCACGGACCCCUCCCGUCCCCCGCCUCGGCCAUGGCCCCGGGGAUGUCGGGCAGCCACGGCGCCGCCCUGCUCUGCCUCUCCGCGCUGCUCGCCCACGCCGCCGGCCGCUCCCACCCAGCCAGCCCCAGUCCCCCGGGACCUCAGGCUAGCCCUGUGUUGCCAGUCAGCUACCGCCUGUCGCACACGCGGCUGGCCUUCUUCCUGAAGGAAGCGCGACCCCCCACGCCAACAGCGAUCAACGGCUCCAUGCAGCGCUCGGAACCCUUCGUGGUGUUCCAGACCAAGGAGCUACCGGUCCUCAACGUGUCCUUGGGUCCCUUCAGCACCAGCCAGGUGGUAGCGCGCGAACUUCUGCAGCCUUCCAGCACGCUGGACAUCCCCGAGCGCCUGACGGUCAACUGGAAGGUACGCGCCUUCAUCGUGCGCGCCCACGUGCCCUCCUCGCAGCCCGUGGCACAGGUGCUUUUCUAUGUGGCCGGCCGCGACUGGGACGACUUCGGGGUCACCGAGCGGCUGCCCUGUGUCCGCCUGCACGCCUUCCGUGACGCACGCGAGGUGCGGAGCUCGUGUCGCCUGGGCGGGGUCUUGGCCACCUGCUUGGUGCGCGCCGAGCUGCCCCUGGCCUGGUUCGGACCCCCGGCCCCGGCCGCACCGCCCAGCGCCCGCCGCAAGUCCCCCGACGGUCUGGAGCCCGAGGCGGCAGCCGAGAGCCAGCAGGUUGAGCUCUACUACACGCUGCACGCCCCCGAUGCGGCGGGCGGCUGCGGGAGCGCGCGGCGCGGCCCCGGGCCCGGAGCGGCCGCGCGCGCCGAGAGCCCCACGCAGCACCCGCUGCUGCGCAUUGGCAGCAUCAGUCUGUUCAGGCCGCCGCCUCGCAGGGCCGUGCAGGAGCACAGGCUGGACAGCAACCUGAUGAUCCGCCUGCCUGACCGGCCGCUCAGGCCCGGAGAGGUACUCAGCAUCCUCCUCUACCUGGCCCCCAACUCCUCCUCAGCUGCCAGCCCCAGCGUGGAGCACUUCACACUCAGGGUGAAAGCCAAAAAGGGUGUGACCCUCUUAGGCACUAAGUCCCGAAGUGGCCAGUGGCAUGUGACUUCAGAGCUAUUGACUGGAGCAAAGCAUUCAACAGCCACUGUGGAUGUGGCCUGGGCCCAGGGCACACCCCUACCCCCCUGGGAGGGUCAGGGGCCCCUGGAGAUUCUGCAGCUGGACUUUGAGAUGGAGAAUUUCACCAGCCAGUCCGUGAAGCGAAGGAUCAUGUGGCACAUUGACUAUCGAGGCCACAGUGCCCUGCCCGACCUGGAGCGAGCCGUCACUGAGCUGACGGUCAUCCAAAGGGAUGUGCAGGCCAUCCUGCCCCUGGCCAUGGACACAGAGAUCAUCAAUACUGCCAUCCUGACAGGGCGGACUGUAGCCAUUCCUGUCAAGGUCCUCGCUAUUGAGGUGGCUGGCCUUGUCCUGGAUGUUUCUGCCCUGGUGGAGUGCCAGUCUGAGAAUGAGGACAUCAUCAAGGUAUCCAGCAGCUGUGACUACGUUUUUGUAAGCGGGAAGGAGUCUCGAGGAUCCAUGAAUGCCAGAGUCACCUUCCGCUACGAUGUCCUCAGUGCCCCCUUGGAAAUGACAGUCUGGGUCCCCAAGCUACCUCUGCAUAUUGAGCUCUCAGAUGCCCGCCUCAGCCAAGUGAAGGGAUGGAGGGUUCCUAUCCUUCCUGACCGAAGGUCAGCUCGAGAGAGCGAAGAUGAGGACGAAGAAGAAGAGGAACGGAGGCAGAGUGCCAGCCGGGGCUGUACCUUGCAGUACCAGCACGCCACCCUGCAGGUCUUCACCCAGUUUCACACGACGUCAUCUGAGGGCACCGACCAGGUGGUCACUAUGCUGGGCCCCGACUGGCUAGUGGAGGUCACUGACCUGGUUAGUGACUUCAUGCGGGUGGGUGACCCCCGCGUGGCCCACCUGGUGGACAGCAGCACGCUGGCAGGACUGGAGCCAGGCACCACUCCCUUUAAGGUUGUGUCCCCCCUGACCGAGGCUGUGCUGGGGGAGACAUUGCUGACAGUGACAGAGGAGAAGGUCAGUAUCACUCAGCUCCAGGCCCAGGUGGUGGCCAGUCUCGCCUUGUCCCUGCGACCCAGCCCUGGGAGCAGCCACACCAUCCUGGCCACUACAGCUGCCCAGCCCACCCUCAGCUUUGUCAAGCAGGAAGCCCUGCUGAGCCUAUGGCUCUCUUACAGUGAUGGAACCACAGCUCCACUGUCUCUGUACAGUCCACGGGACUAUGGGCUUUUGGUGAACAGCCUGGAUGAGCGGGUGGCCACUGUGACCCAGGACAAAGCUUUCCCACUGGUGGUGGCUGAAGCGGAGGGGGCAGGAGAUCUGCUCCGUGCGGAGCUCACCAUCUCAGAGAGCUGCCAGAAAACUAAGCGCAAGAGUGUGCUGGCCACUACUCCCGUGGGCCUCCGGGUACACUUUGGGCGGGAUGAGGAGGACCCCACAUAUGACUACCCAGGGCCCAGCCAGCCCGGGCCUGGUGGGGGCGAGGACGAAGCCCGGGGAGCCGGUCCACCCGGCACUGCAGUCCCCGCUGGUGAGGUCCCUGGAUUGGGCACUUCUGGCCCUGUGCCACCCACAGAGGACUUCUUGCCGCUGCCCACCGGCUUCCUGCAGAUGCCCCGGGGGCUGACGGACCUAGAGAUUGGUAUGUACGCCCUGCUAGGGGUCUUCUGCCUUGCCAUCCUUGUCUUCCUCAUCAACUGCAUCGUGUUCGUGCUGCGAUACCGGCACAAGCGCAUCCCUCCGGAAGGCCAGACAAGUAUGGACCAUUCUCACCACUGGGUGUUCCUGGGCAAUGGGCAGCCACUUCGGGUACAAGGUGAGCUGUCGCCGCCUGCAGGGAGCGCGUUGGAAACUGUGCCUGCCUGCUGCCACGGAGAUCACCACAGCAGCGGCAGUUCGCAGACCAGCGUCCAGAGCCAGGUGCACGGCCGUGGGGAUGGCUCCUCAGGGGGCUCUGCCAGGGACCAGACGGAGGACCCUGCUAGCUCACCCACCUCUAAGCGCAAGAGGGUCAAGUUCACGACCUUUACCACUCUGCCCUCGGAGGAACUGGCCUAUGACUCAGUGCCUGCUGGCGAAGAGGAUGAGGAGGACGAAGAGGACCUGGGUUGGGGUUGUCCUGAUGUGGCCGGAACCACACGGCCCACUCCGCCCCCGGACCUGCACAAUUACAUGCGCAGAAUCAAAGACAUUGCCUAGUGAUGACCUGGGGUGGUGGGAUACCCGCACGCACGUGGUGGCCUCUGGCUGGGGUUCAGCCCGGAUCCCCAGCUCACAGGGACUUGGGGCAGCUGAAUGGAUUUUAUAGUCCCUGCCACCGCAGCUUUGGUCUGGCCAGUUGUAGCCAGACCGACCUUGACCUUCUCCUGCCCCUUGCAGGUGAAAGGCUCUUUCCAAACCCAGCGUGAAGCAGGGAGACGGUUCAGCCCUGUUCACUCUUUCCAAACCUCAUUCCAUCUUAGACGUCCCCACUACCCCAAGAUUGAGGCGCCAAGGCCAAACUUGGGGCCAGGUGGGCCCACACUGUGCCCUGCUCUGCCUCCCACGUCCCCAGUGGUGCCCCCUGUGCAGGGGACCCAGGUGGGGUCUUGUGUCACAGGCUGCACAAAGACUUUACUUAAACCAAUAUUCAGGGAUUUCUGUCCUGCAGGGUGGGAAGUGGCGGCUGCCUGCCUUGCCAAGGAUCUUACUGCAGACAAAACGUUUGGGUGUUGGGGAACAGUUGUGAUGUCUGCUGCUUUCUGGGUGUCUCCCAAGCAUGGAGCUGACCGCAGAGUGUCCCAGUGUGAAGUGGGCACCCUCCCGUGGCUUCCACUGCCCCUUACACUUCAGGAGGGCCCAAGAAAGAGGGGUUUUCAUAUCUCUCUGGCCAAACCACACCCACACAGUCAGCGCAGCGGGUGAUGUACAGCAGGUCCCCACAGCAAGAUCAACACUACUGCGCCUUAGCCUGGGCUCUGCUCACUCCUGCUUCCCUCCACACCGAAGGGCAGGCAGCCACAGCCAGCGUCCCUGAGAUGGAGGGGGCCACCUGGGAGUACUGCACGAGCCCGUGGGGUGGGUGAAGGCAGAAGGGAGCUGUCGCUCGGCGCCUUGCCCAUCUCCCCAGCAGCACCUCUUGGGUGCUACCCGCCACUGUGUCCGUUUUUCAUAAAUAAAUGGAAAGCAUCAGCCUGGGUUGGGGACAGUGACUGCUCCCUGCGAACAGACAGUA